This is a messenger RNA of Engraulis encrasicolus (European anchovy), 1917 nucleotides long. RefSeq names its product E3 ubiquitin-protein ligase TRIM47-like. Gene Ontology annotation, molecular function: protein binding; zinc ion binding. The coding region runs from base 13 to 1917 and encodes 634 amino acids. Lineage: Eukaryota; Metazoa; Chordata; Actinopteri; Clupeiformes; Engraulidae. The record is from RefSeq and is a predicted model, not a curated record. The transcript has 8 exons.
CAAUUUGAGAAAAUGGCAGAGGUCAGGGCAGGUAAUACGGACAUUUUGGAGUGUUCUAUUUGUUUGGGUCUUCUGAAUGAUCCGGUGACUCUUACCUGUGGGCACAGCUACUGUUUGCGCUGCAUUGAGAACUGCUGGGAUAAGGGCGACAAGGCCGUUUACAGCUGCCCCGAGUGUAGACAGGCUUUCGCUCAACGACCCGUUUUAAACAAGAAUAUAAAACUUGCUGAGCUCGCGGAUCAAAUGAGGAAGAUUGGAAUAGAAACAACAUCUCCUGAAUGUGCUGCUGGACCUGGAGAUGUGGCAUGUGACAUCUGUAAAGGGAGAAAACUCAAAGCUGUCAAGUCCUGUCUGGAAUGUUUCGUGUCGUACUGUGACAGUCAUCUGAAAGCUCACGAUGAACUUCUGGGUAGAAAACACACAUUGGUCGAUGCCACAGGCCAGCUACAGGAGAGGAUCUGCCAUAGUCAUAAAAAGGUUCUUGAAAUAUUCUGUCGCACUGACCAGAGUUGUAUCUGCUAUUUGUGUAUGGUGGAGGAUCAUAAAAAUCAUGACACGACCACAGCUAAAGCAGAGUGGAGUAAUAAAAAGGAGGGGUUGGGACAGAGCCAGAGGAGAUGCCAGCAGAUAAUCCAGUUGAAGGAGAAGGAGCUGCAGGAGCUGAGGAAGGCUGUGGAGACUCUCAAGUCUGGUGCACAGACAGCAGUGAAGGAGAGUGAGAGGAUGUUUACUGAGAUGAUCCACUCCAUUGAGAGAAGGUGCUCUGAGGUGACAGAGCUGAUCAGAGCUCAGGAGAAGGCUGAGGUGAGUCGUGCUGAAGGACUCCUGAAGCGACUGGAGCAGGAGAUUGCUGAGCUGAAGAGGACAGAUGCUGAGAUGGAGCAGCUUUCACAGACACAGGAUCCCAUCCAUUUCAACAUCAAUUCCAUCCCUGAGAGUCCUUACAGCACUGUUUCAUUCAGCGUGACUGUGGGGGUGCGCACGUCUUCUGGCGACACCCCACUUAAUAACGCCACUACCCAGAGGAGCAACUGUACACCCAAGAAAAUAAUCACCAGUAGCCUAACCAAGAGUCUAUGUUCAAAGGGGGCAGUGUUCGUAACCCUCCGCGAGGCCACGUCCGGCCAGCAGGGUCGUCUGAAGAAGGCUGGAGGCUACCAGCCUCAAAGUCGCGUCCGCAAGCCGCGAUGGUUCUGCAGAGGAUGGGAUGGAAUACUCGAAAAUCCCACCACUGAUCAUGGAGAUGAGCUUCAGAUGUUGAGGGACAUGGUGGCCACUCAGAAGGCUGAGAUAACCAAGCUGACUGUACAACUAGAGGCAAAGGAUGUCCAGCUCCAACAACUUAGAUACAAACUCCAUUUACACACUACUUUGGUGUUAAAACUGUAUUCCUGUCAUCUCACUCUGGAUCCAAACACAGCAAACACAUUCCUCCAUCUGUCUGAGGGGAACAGGAGGGUGGAGUGUAGACCUGGGGCCCAGUCAUAUCCUGAUCAUCCAGACAGAUUUGAUUAUUAUAGGCAGGUGCUGUGUAGAGAGGGUGUGUCUUCACGCUGCUACUGGGAGAUUGAGUGGAGUGGUAGAGUUGAUAUAGCAGUGUCAUAUAAAAACAUCAGCAGGAAAGGAUGGGGUUAUGAGUGUAGGUUUGGAGGUAAUGAUCAGUCCUGGAGGCUGCACCUCCGCAGCUCCAGCUCCUCUUUCUGGCACAAUGAUAAACAGACUAAACUCCCUCUAGUGGCCAGUUCCAGAAUAGGAGUGUAUGUGGAUCACAGGGCAGGAACUCUGGCCUUCUACAGCAUCAGGGGAGACACAAUGACCCUCCUGCACAGAGUCAACACCACAUUCACACACACACUCUACCCUGGAUUUUGGUUUUAUGACUCAUUUUUUUCAUCAUCAUCAGUGAAGUUGUUGUGA